Messenger RNA from Darwinula stevensoni, 1707 nucleotides. NCBI's taxonomy places the organism in Eukaryota, Metazoa, Arthropoda, Ostracoda, Podocopida, Darwinulidae. The record is from the annotation of a GenBank genome assembly.
ACGGAGUUUUAUGGCCGACACCGAGGGAGGCAUAUCGGUGGAGUGAACUGUAGACCUUAAACCGAUAAAGGCGAUAAGUACUCGGUGUUUGCUCCAUAGUCCUUGGUGAAGAUGUGGUGAAGCUAGCAUUUGAUAAGUCUGUGAUUCACACCUUUUUUUUGUCAUUUACUUUUCUCCCAUCUCCUACCUCCGUCCUGAUCAGGGGGAAAUCAAUGGCCGAAGACAAGCUUAACAUUGACAGUAUCAUCGCCCGUCUCUUGGAAGUUCGGGGAUCAAGGCCAGGUCGCAAUGUGAAUCUGACAGAGCAAGAGAUUCGUGCUCUAUGCCUGAAGUCUCGGGAGAUUUUCCUCUCUCAGCCAAUAUUAUUGGAACUGGAAGCUCCUCUCAAGAUUUGUGGAGACACCCAUGGCCAGUACUAUGAUCUGCUGCGGCUUUUCGAGUAUGGUGGAUUUCCUCCUGAGUCCAAUUAUCUUUUCCUUGGGGAUUAUGUGGACAGAGGGAAACAGAGUCUGGAAACAAUCUGUCUCCUGUUCGCCUACAAGAUCAAAUAUCCUGAGAACUUCUUUCUCCUACGUGGUAAGAGAAGAUAUAACAUCAAAAUUUGGAAGACAUUCACUGACUGCUUCAACUGCCUUCCGGUGGCAGCCAUUGUUGAUGAGAAGAUCUUUUGCUGCCAUGGGGGGCUGAGCCCAGAUCUUCAGUCGAUGGAGCAGAUCCGACGAAUCAUGAGACCUACGGAUGUCCCCGAUCAGGGUCUCCUUUGUGACCUCCUCUGGUCUGACCCUGACAAGGACACAAUGGGAUGGGGAGAAAAUGAUCGAGGUGUCAGCUUCACUUUUGGUCCUGAUGUGGUUGCCAAGUUCUUACAAAAGCAUGACUUUGACCUCAUCUGCCGUGCGCACCAGCCAGCAGAGAGAAAGAAAGCAGGAUACACAGGGAUUGCAUCAGGGCGUCCUGUGACUCCACCAAGAGGAGCAGCUGGAAAGGCCAAGAAGAAAUGAUGCAAAUUUUUUCUGAUCAUCAGAUCACCUUGCAUGUCUAUUGAAGACAGACAGGGACAGGGGCAGAUAGAAGAGCACAUCUUAUUGACAGUGAAUUUGGUGAACUCCCUAGUGAAGCUGUGAGAUGUGCUUCUUUUCUAUCCUCUCCCCCUUAUCUGGUUUAUUUUUGGCUUAUUUUUUAGAAUUUUCUUGUUUUUCUUUAUCAUCAUCAGAGGUCCCAGACUCAGCAGACACAUGAAUUCCUUGUUAUCAUUCUAUAUAUAUUUUUCCCUUGUGGAAGGAUCCACUUUCCUGUCAGUUGUGGCUGGUGCUGCAUCAUCCAGGCAAAACAAAGCUUCCCUUUCUUUUUUUUUUCAUACUUGACCAGAGUUAUUAUUCACCAUCGUCAUCCUCAUCAUCAUCAUCAGCAGCAGCAAUUGUGGAUGAAGUGUGAGAAGAUGUUAUUUCAUCGUGAUCUCCCUUUUUGUUGAGAACCAAGCAGCAGUAGUUGCGUUCCCCAUAGAAACGCAAGAAUCAGCUGUGAUGAGAGUGUAGAAUCCACCUCUCUCUGAUGAACGGACAUCAUUCCGAGAAAGAGAGAGAGAGAGAGAAAAAGAAAGAAAGGAGCUCCAUUGCUCACUUCACAUCCUCAUCAUUUCAUUUCUCGCCUCCUGUACAAUUCCCUUUGCAACCCAGAAUAAACUAAAAGAGCAAGAGAGAAACUACA